AUGGCCGCCCGGGCGAUAGGGAGCGGGUGGAUGCCCGGACGCAUCGGCGGGAGGGCCGGGUCCGGGGCGCGAGCGUCGGCGUCGGGCAGAUCGCACGACCCGCGCGCCGCGGGCGUCGGCGGCGACCGUCGAUCGUCGCGCGCGACCCGACGAGGCGGGCGCGCCGAUGAUGAUUGCCGUUGCCGCCUCGGGAAUGGGCCACGUCUCACGUCGGGCGCGAGGCUCGGCCCGGCGCCCCGCGCGGCGGGCCGGCCGGACGCCAACGCCGGGGCCCGGGAUGACGACGACGGCGCGCGGAAGAGACGGGGCGAUCGGCACGUCGCCAACGUGACGGGGAACGAUCGCGCGCGCGUCGCGUCGUCCCCUCCCGCGCGGCCGGCGGUGGGCGAGCCGACCGGGCGCGCGGGCGGGGAUGAUAAGAUUUCGGGCACCCCGCGCGGCGCCGGCGGGACCCCCGCGGCGGGGCCCACGACCGCCACGGAGCUCCGGCGGGAGGCCAGCGCCAUCCUCCGCGCGCUCUCCGCCGCGCGAGCCGCCCCGGGAGGGCUGCGCGCCACCCUGGGCGACGAACCCGCCCUCAUCUCGCGGCUCCUCGACGCGCUGUGCGCCGCCGGGAUGCUCUACCAGGCGAACGCCCUGUUCCGCGAGGCGCUCGACGCGAACGUCGUCGCGUCGCCGAUCGCGGUGGAGUCGCUCGUGAGGCACGGCGUGAGGGCCGGCAGGGCCGCGGAGGUGGCGCUCGCCUUCGACGCGUACGUUCGCGCGGGGGGGCAACCCACCCUUCGAACCUUCACCGACCUCAUCACCGCGCUCUCCAAGCGCGAGCUCCGCCGACGAAGCCGCGGUGAUCUCGGGGUGGACGACGCGAUGACAAAAACAAAAACCGAUGGAACCACCAACGACGGGAACGGGAAUCGAACCCCCGACGCCGUCGACCUGUGGCAAACGCUCCUGGCGUCCGACAAACUCACCCCAGACGCGCAGGCGUACACCGCCGCUGUGGGCGCGUACAUGGCGCACGGGUCGCCCGAUCGAGCCGACGCGUUGGUCCGGGAGAUGAACCGCCGCGGCAUCGCCGCCAAAGCCGGCGCCAGGCUGUACAACGUCCUCAUCGCCGCCGCGGGACGCGCGGGGGACGUCGACGGGAUACGAACCGCCGAGCGCGCCAUGAGGGACGCCAACGUACGUCCCAAUUCCGCCACGCACGGCGCUCGAGUCGCCGCGUACGCUCGAUGCGGCGAUUUGAGUUCCGCGGAACGGGCGUUACGGAGCGGCAUGGGGGACAGGCCAGCCGCGCGGCCGACGGUGCACGCGUACACCGCGCUGGUGCAGGGUUUGGCGCGCGUCGGCAGAGUCGACGACGCUUUGGGUUGGAUCCGGAGAAUGUCCGACGAAGGCGGCGUAUCGCCAAACGCGCACACGUACUCGACGAUAGUGGACGGUUUGGUGCGGGUCGGGGACGUGGCACGGGCGGAGGCGUUGGUGGAGACGAUGCGUGUAAACGGGGUGGAGCCCACGGCGGUGACGUACAACACCCUGCUCAAGUCGUGCGUCUUUGGAGCAGAUUCGCAGGGAAAGCACACUUUGGGGGGAAAUACGGAUGGUGGGGCGGGCGACUUCUCUGUUGGGGUUCUCGACGGCGAUGCCGACGCGGCGGCCAAGCCGGACGGUACCGCGGAUCAGCAUGCGAACUUGGAGCGCGCGAGACGCGUGUUGGAGUCGAUGCGCGCCGCUGGUAUCGAAACCACCGUCGUCACCUACAACACCCUCAUCGACGCGUGCGUUAAAAACGGCGAACCCACCGAGGCGGCGAUGGGCGUCCUCUCCGCGCUCGUCGCCGCGGGGCACAGGCCGGACGUCGUCACGUACACCACCCUGCUCAAGCACUUCGGCGAGAAAGGGGACGUGGCGGCGGCGAGGUGGCUCAUGGGCGAGAUGCGAAGCGAUCCGGGGACGUCACCGGAUGCCACCGCGAUUAACUGCCUGGUGGACGCGCUGUGUCGAAGGGGUUUGUUCGCCGAGGCGCACCGCGAGGUGGCGGCGAUGGUCGCCGACGGGCUCGCGCCGGAUCUGAACACGUACGGCGCGUUCAUGGACGGGUUCGCGAGGGUGGGCGACGUCCACGGCGCGAGGGCGCUCUACGACGCGAUGACGGGUCGGUCAUCGAACGUCUGGAUCGUCGACGACGCGGCUGGUGGAUCUUUCGCGGGAUCUUCGAAGAUAUCUUCGAAGAUGGCCGGCGCCGGCGUGGAGGUGAAGACGCCGCCGGACGCGCGCGUGCGGCUGGCGCUUGUCACCGCGUGCGCCCGCGCGGGCCUCGCCAAAGCCGACGCGCUGGAGGUGUUAGCCGCCGUCGAGGCUGACGUCGAGGCGUCAAACGCGUCGCAGGCGGAGGUUGACGAGCUCCAGGCGCGGUUCAGGCGCGAGCUGGCGGCGAGCCGGGUGACGGACGGGCGCACCGUCGCGAGGAGGGUGGGCGGGGCAGGGAGGGGGGCGCGCGUCCCGAGGCGCGUCGGCGGGGAUGAUGGAGAAGGCGGCGCUCGAACGAAGGCGGCGGAUCCGAGGGCGGGUUGCCCGAUUCCGUCGUCGUGGGGCCCGCAGCCGCGGUCCUCCCAAUCCCCGUCCCCGUCCUCCUCCUCCUCCCCGCCGUCGUCGUCGACGACGGUACCGACGCCGUACCGACGCGUCGACGCCGUCGCGGACGACACCGACGAGUGGUCCCGGGGCUUGGAGAUGUGGAAACACUGGCUCGGGCUGCCCAGCCGCUACUACGACGGCGUCGGCGAAGCUCCUUCCGACGCGACGCCGCCGACGGAUCCAUCCGCGACGGCGACCCCCGCGAACGGCGCCGCACGUGACGCCCCCCAAAACCAACCUUCAAUCGAGAAGCAGCGGUACACCAAGGCGGAUAUCGCGGAGGCUGUGCGUGUGCUCCGCGCGGCUGCGUCGAAGAGGUACCCGGACGAUCCCGACAGGGCGCUCGAGGCGGCGCUCGAGGCGGCGAACGACGGCGACGCGUUGAGCCGGGUGCUGCGGGACGACGACGACUUGGCCGCCGGGGACGUGGACAGCGCGUGA
Molecule: messenger RNA, 3078 nt
Organism: Micromonas commoda
Lineage: Eukaryota; Viridiplantae; Chlorophyta; Mamiellophyceae; Mamiellales; Mamiellaceae
Exons: 1
Coding region: 1-3078 (1025 amino acids)
Molecular function (GO): protein binding
Source: RefSeq, a predicted model, not a curated record